AUUUAUGUGAAAAGACAUAACAUUUGGUGUUUUGUUUGAAACAAGUGUUUGUGAAUUGAAUCCAUUUGUUGACCGAAUUGACCGAAUAUAUCGAAUCGAUGGCCAAUCGGGAGACCAAAGUCGGCGUUCGGGAAAGGGAUCUGUUGUACAAAUUUAUGAUUAGUCAUAUUGUUUCUCAUGUGUUGUCUAUUGUCUUCAGCCAACUCUUCUAUGACGGCCACCAAAACCUGGCCAUCAAUCUGUCGACUGCGGCCAAAGUGACGGACGCCUGUCCACCAUCUGAUCGGUUGCUUAAUCUCGUCUCCAAUGCUCUCAAAUCAGAAGAAGCGGACAACCCGUCGGUGUCGGGCGAUGCCAUACAUCCCGGUUCUGGCAUUGAUCUGGACUUCGAGACCGAACGGACGGGCAGUUCCGUACAGACGAGUCAGUACGAGACGGUGUACGUGACGUCCCAUAAGGGCCCGUGUCGUGCCGGCGCCUUCUCGCCCGACGGACAACUCGUGGCCACCGGUUCUGUGGACGCGUCCAUCAAAAUACUAGAUGUGGAGAGAAUGAUAGCGAAGGGAUGUCCCGGUUCUGACAUACAGGAGGCUUCCGGCCAAACGGAUACCCAUCCCGUCAUUCGUACACUUUAUGAUCACAUGGAAGAGGUCUCAUGCGUUCAGUUUCAUCCGACAGAACUCCUAUUAGUGUCCGGAAGUCAUGACAUGACAGUCAAACUCUACGAUUACGCCAAACCAUCGGUUAAAAGAGCUCUUAAAUCAAUCCAAGAAGCGCAUAUCGUUCGUUGUCUAGCAUUCCAUCCGUCGGGUGAUUAUCUGCUCGUUGGGACACAACACCCGACCCUUCGCUUAUACGAUGUGAAUACCGCUCAAUGUUUUGUGUCCGCCAUUCCCUCCGACCAACACUCGGGUCCCAUAACUCAAGUAAACUAUUCGCCGAAUGCAUCCCUUUAUGUGACCUCUUCUAAAGACGGAGAUAUUAGACUCUGGGAUGGAGUGAGCAAUCGGUGCAUCAAUAUCUUCCCGCGCGCUCACGACGGAUAUGAGAUCUCUUCCGUUGUCUUCUCCAGGAAUGCCAAAUAUGUGCUGUCGAGUGGAAAGGAUUCGUUAGUCAAGUUAUGGGAGCUAUCGAUGUCCAGAUGUCUGAUCGCAUACACGGGUGCCGGCGCUUCUGGCAAACAGACCCAUAGAGCACAGGCCUGUUUCAAUCACACCGAAGACUAUGUUCUUUUCCCGGACGAGAAGUCGACGAGUCUUUGCUGUUGGGACUCACGUAACGCCGAAAGACAGCAAUUGCUAUCGUUAGGCCAUAACAACGCUAUCCGUCAGUUCUGUCACUCUCUAACACAACCGGCUUUCCUAACCUGUAGUGACGACUAUAGGGCGCGCUUCUGGUAUCGCAGACCCGAUAACGUUAAUCUCCCAUAA
Medioppia subpectinata is the source of this 1430-nucleotide messenger RNA. The record is from the annotation of a GenBank genome assembly. NCBI's taxonomy places the organism in Eukaryota, Metazoa, Arthropoda, Arachnida, Sarcoptiformes, Oppiidae.